Mizuhopecten yessoensis (Yesso scallop) is the source of this 799-nucleotide messenger RNA. RefSeq lists its product as uncharacterized. NCBI's taxonomy places the organism in Eukaryota, Metazoa, Mollusca, Bivalvia, Pectinida, Pectinidae. The coding region runs from base 119 to 655 and encodes 178 amino acids. The record is from RefSeq and is a predicted model, not a curated record. The transcript is spliced from 2 exons.
UCUUAUACCCUAGUUCUGUUAACAAAUUGGGGACAUUGGAUUGCUUGCAAUACUUUGUUAUGGGCAGAGCCCUUGUAGGGGACGUAAAUACAUACAUAUUAAAUUGGCUGUUCUUUUUAUGAAGUUCUUCAAUUUUUUAAUGAACUUACACCAUACAAUGUCUUACAGAAUGUCUAACUUAACUGACCCAAAAGUCACAAGGCCAGGUAACCGAGUCAAGCUUACUACAUGGAUGCCUUGGGGUGUGUUCGUAACGGCUGUCCCCAACAUGUUCUGGCUGUUCCAUAGAACAGUGCGUUUUGAACGCACCAGAACAGGAAAUGGUCAAUUCAAUAUGGCGGCUUCGAUGUCGAUGGGGGCAAUUGCCGGUUUAGCCGCUGUUGUUUUGGAUGAUGAAGACGAUACCGAAGUGAUCGUGGACGAUAUUCCUGCAUUGUUCUUAGCGUCAAUUGCAAGUGUUAUGGAAGGCGAUGAAAAGUCACGAAUUCGUAACUAUGUAGAAGAAGUGGUACCCAACUAUACAGACGAUGAUUUUAAAAGGAUGUUUCGCAUGAACCGAGAUACUCUUUUACACUUUUUACACUUUUGCAACACAUUAAAGAGUUUCCAGAGCUGCAACCUGCAGGGCCGGGACGAAGGGAUCCCAUAUGCAUAGAAAAACAACUUUUAGUAACUCUUUGGUAUGUUGGAGGAACGGAUUCCAUUAGGAAAAUAGCAGAUCGCUUUGGUAUGUCAGAGUCAACGACGGUAGUAUGUAGAGAUAAGAUUCUUUCAGCAAUACUGAAACUUUGUGAUAAAA